AUGAAGGUGGAGAGGAAGACCUCCUCUACAGGCGACACUUUUACAGACAUUCCUCCGCUACUGACGCUCUUUGGCCUCCUCCUCCUCCUCCUUCUUCUCUUCACAGGUGAGGUGUCAGGGGUGAAUGUGACCAGCCAAACCCAGGUGGUGAGGGGCACGGUGGGCAGAGAGGCCCUCUUGUCAGUCAGCUACUCCAGCAGCAGCGCGGACAAGCCUGUGAUUAAGUGGCAGAUAAAGAGGGACAAAGAGAAACCGAUCACCGUGGUGCAGUCCAUAGGGACAGACAUCAUAGGGAACCUGAGGCCGGAGUACCGCAACCGCAUCCUGGUGCUGGAGAAUGGCUCGCUGCUGCUUCACAACCUGCAGCUGUCAGACGAAGGGGCGUACGAGGUGGAGAUCUCCAUCACAGAUGACACUUUCACCGGAGAGCGUUACAUUGAGCUCACUGUGGACGUCCCGGUGUCCAAACCCUACAUCCAGAUGAUGGCCUCGUCUGUCCUGGAGUACAGCGAGCACUUUAACCUCCACUGUUCCCACGAUAACGGUACAAAACCCAUCUAUGGCUGGCUAAAAGGAGGCAAGGUGCUGACCAAUGACACACGCCUGCAGCUGUCACAUGACCAAAAGGUGCUGACCAUCUCACGCGUUGUGAUGUCAGAUGAUGACAUUUACACCUGCACAGUGGAGAACCCCAUCAGCAGCAUGAAGAGCAUGGCUGUCAGGCUCACUGUCUACAGACGGAGCUCGCUAUACAUCAUCCUGUCCACCGGGGGCAUAUUCCUCCUAAUCACCCUGGUGACAGUGUGUGCCUGUUGGAAACCAUCCAAAAAGAAGCAUCGACCUGUCCCCCAAAGAGCUCCCAUCUAUGUGGAGCAGAGUGAAAAUGGCCAUGAUGUUGAUGUUGUUCCAAAACCAACUACACUUGGUCGAAGGAGUCCCAUGCCUCUUUAUGUUCUCAAUGAAGAUGAGACUUUGGAGCGUUUGGAAGAAUGUUCUGGCAAUGCUGCUGUCCAAUCAGAAAUGGGUAUCCCUGCUACCUAUGCUCCGGUCCUUCCCAUCUCCUCCAACAGAACUGAGCGUCCCAUCUGGUCUACCCCCCGCAGAUACCCCCGCAGCCCCUCUCCACUGGCACAACCUCUCCCUCAACCCCUUCCAGGUUCUCUCCUACGCCCUGUCCGCUCCCCUGCUCACUCCCCGGGUUCGUCUCCACGCAGUUUCAGCCCCAUAAAAAAAGUCCGUCCACCAGUAGGUAUCCCAACCAGCCACCUGCCUGUAGAGGCAGAGUGUCCCGAUGCCUCCGAUCAGACUCACAGUCCACCACAGCAGUGACAACGGGAUGUUUUACAUCCUGUGAAAUGUAAAGUUGUAGUUUGUUGGUCUUCUGUUGCACGCUGCCAGGAGGAUUAUGGGUAACGCUUUAUAAUAAGGUCCUUAAUAACCAUUAAUUAACAAGUAAUAAGGCAUUGUUCUUGCUUUAUAUCCGGUAGUUGCAAAAAGCAUACACUGUAAAAAAAAAUUGUAGAAAUAACAGUAAAACACUGUCAAAUUGCAUCAGAAAUAGGUCGUAAAAUUGAACAUUGUACAUCACCGUAGUCGAUAGUUUUAAUUACUGUAAAUCAAAGAAUAGCAUAAAACUUUAAAUUCUACUGUCAUAAACUGUAGAGAACACACAGUUGUGCUGUAAAAAUAAACAAUUUUCAUGUAAAAUGAAUGGAGAAAUACCAUGAUGACACAAUUAUCCUGAAAGUAAUGGGAUUAUUCAGUAUAAAUUACAGUUUUUUUGCUGAUAUUUACAUUUACAUACGCUCACUGUAUUUCUUACGGCGAAGUUCUGGCAACCACAGCUGCCGGUAUUUUAC
Molecule: messenger RNA, 1859 nt
Organism: Centropristis striata (black sea bass)
Lineage: Eukaryota; Metazoa; Chordata; Actinopteri; Perciformes; Serranidae
Gene: hepacama
Product: hepatic and glial cell adhesion molecule a
Exons: 7
Coding region: 1-1329 (442 amino acids)
Source: RefSeq, a predicted model, not a curated record